This is a messenger RNA of Phaedon cochleariae (mustard beetle), 1778 nucleotides long. NCBI's taxonomy places the organism in Eukaryota, Metazoa, Arthropoda, Insecta, Coleoptera, Chrysomelidae. The record is from the annotation of a GenBank genome assembly.
AACGUCUUUCAACGUCUUCCAAUGACAACACGAACUGUUUGAUCGAUAUUGCAGUCCUCCUUGUUGUUCGGAGGCAAAAUCAGACUGGAUUGAAUAUUCAUCAGUCCCACUCGUAUUCAUAGCGUAUCAAAUGGAAUCAACUUGGUAUCUCUUUCCUGGUCAAACUCUAGCCAACACGAAAAUAUCGGACCGGAGUCAUGCUCUCCAUAUAAGGUCGAAGGAAUGGGGAAAAAUCACCAGUCAUUUGGAUAGGAAGAAGCUUAAAGAGCAAGCAAUUCAAAGAGAAAGAGAGCACAAGCAGUAUUUAGAUGACGGUUCGAAACGGAUGAUUCAGAAUUGGGAGAAUUCUCUUGAGAAUAUCCGAAAAAGAAAAGAAGAAGAGCGACUGAAACAUAAAGAGCAGAAGAAAGAGGAUAGGAAUCAAAAAUUUUUCGAGCUCAGGGAAGAACAGGAGAAAAUUCGUAAGGAUUACGUGGAUAAAAUGAGGAAGCAGAUCUACAUGAACACGGGAAAUGCUCGUGAACUGACUAGUGCUUUCGUUACCAGCGAAAUAUUAUAUGAAAGAGAAAAACAGAAGGAUUUCAAGAAACUGAUUGAUAAGCAUUAUGAGGAAGAAGCUGCCAAAUAUGCGCAGGUAGUGAAAGAAAAUGCUGAAAAGGAAUUGCUAGAGAAUAGAGAGAAAGAGUUGAAGAAAAGAAAAAAGAACAAAGAUCACGGUGAUUACUUGAAACAGGAGAUAGCUCAGAAAUCUCUCAGGCAACAGGAAGAAAAACAGAAACAAACAGAAAAAGAAGCAUUGGAUAAUAUCAGAGCUAUGGAAGAAAUGGAAUGUCUAGAGAAAAAACUGCUCGAAAAGAAAGCAAAGAACAUGCAAGAACUUUUUGGGGAGAAGAAGAAACUUCUGAAGCAGGAAGAAGAGAAAAAAAUACAACUGGCGAAGGAAGAAUCAGAAUUAGAUGCUGUAGUAGCUAUUUACAAAGAGACAAAACACCGUAUAGAUUGCAUGAAGAAAGCAAGAGAGAAGGAGUUGAGAGAUGAAGCGGCAGCUAGACAAGAAGCAGUAGCAAAAUUGGUGAUGGCACAUGAGAAAGCUAAAACAGAAGUUGAAGAAGAACGUAUGAAGGCUGCUAUUGCAGAGAAAGAUGCCAUUGAGAAAAAAAAACUCAAAAAGAGAGCGGAAUACGACAAAAAGAUGAAGGAAGAACGCUUUGAGGAUAGAAAAAAAUUCAUUGAACAUGAAGAAGUUGCUAAUAAAAAACAGGCAGAAAUAAGGAAAUGGGAAAUGCUGAAUCGAUAUAAAACUGAUGAAAUCUUGAAGAAAUAUGAAGAAAGCAAAAGGAAACAGCAUUGGAAAAAAGUAUUGGAAUACAGGAAGGAACUGCUGGAGCAAAUGAGUGAGGAGAAGGCUUUACUUCUUCAAGAAAAAGAAAUAGAGGAAUUUGUUACCAGAUCCAAUUUCCACAACGAUGACGACAGCUUCUUUGAAUAUGCUGAUGAAGUGCUGAAACUUGCCAAGAAACGAGGACGAUCUACAUAUCCAAUAGAAAAAGUUAUCAUGCAAUACAAGAAGACAAAUCUGUUGUUACCUGAUAAAUGUGAGGAUAACUGCGAAAAUUAUAUCACAUCGAAGGAAGCCAAAAGUAUGUCACAGCAAAUAUUCAAAAAAUCACAGAAGAAUAAGAACGAUAGGAGUUGCAGGUGUCGACAGGAAGAAAAAAAAUCUGUAUCAAAUUGAGUUUUCAGUUGUGUACCAGAAUAUACAUGAAUAUUUUUACAUU